Messenger RNA from Siniperca chuatsi (mandarin fish), 6496 nucleotides. Its product is annotated as potassium voltage-gated channel subfamily KQT member 4. Gene Ontology annotation, cellular component: membrane. Bases 1155 to 3260 code for a protein of 701 amino acids. The record is from RefSeq and is a predicted model, not a curated record. The transcript is spliced from 15 exons. Gene Ontology annotation, biological process: transmembrane transport; potassium ion transport. NCBI's taxonomy places the organism in Eukaryota, Metazoa, Chordata, Actinopteri, Centrarchiformes, Sinipercidae. Gene Ontology annotation, molecular function: voltage-gated potassium channel activity.
CAAAGCAAACUUUUGUUACUUUUAAUCCCUGGCCAUUAAAAAGUAUGUUUCAGAAGGCUUAGAGACUGCAACUGGGACACUUGCUUAUAAACUACUCCCUGGAUGAUUUUAUAAUAGCUAUACAGUAUUUAGGUGCAUAUGCAUACGGAGCAGUUCUUAUCGAAGUGAUCAGCUCUACCAGAAACCUCCCAUCCAUCCUUCCGGGAAAGAUUCAUAAACGAGAAAAUCACUGUCAGGUCUGCUUCUCCCCGUCACUGCGUGCAUCCUAUGCUGAUACCCAUCCCGUGCGUGGAGUCCUCGCCUCUCGCCAGCGUUUCUCUUUCUGCACGUCAACUCACCAGAGAGAGGGGGGGGGGUUUCGUCUUUGUAAGCGUUUACAAACCGGAUGCAAACAUCGGCAGGCGUUUAUUUGGCCUUUCUACAGAGUUUUAGUGUUGGUCCCCUGCGAUUCUUGACAUCAUACUGAUGGUCUUCACUUGUGCGCGCUCCACCCCGCCUGCCGGAGCGGAGAAGCGCUGGACCACGGAGACGCACAAGGAGGGGAGAGCAGGCUGAUGUUAGCGGCUGUGGCGAGUCGCACUCUGCCAGUUAAAACUAUAGAAACAGCUAAGACGAACUUAAUGAAAGAAUGCUGGUUACUGUAUUUGGAUAUGGGUGGCUUGGAGAACACAGAUCCACUGCAUGACCACUGCGCUCGCUUACUUUGUAGUCUUGUUUAGUGGUUUAUAACUGCACGUUUAAAGUGCAUUUAUGGUAAUAGAUCAUUUCUGCUCAACUUCGCAGUUUUAUUGGAGUUAGUGCAUGUGUAAUUACUUCUCUGCACACCGCGUAUUGCUUCUCACAUCUGACUCUUAACAAUGAUCGCUGAAGGUCACGUUUCAGCGCGACACACUUGUCCUAAUAUUGUGCAUCUUUUCUUUUGCAACAGUGAUUUGAUUUACAGAUAACUUUUAAAUCUUAACUAAUCAAACCGAGACUGCAAAAUAGCAGGGAUGAUAUGUACUCAUGUGGUUUGAUCGGUAGACUAGUUUUUAGUCCACUUUAUAGGCAAGACAAACCGGACUAUGACUUGGUCAAAACUUUGCUCUGCGCUCCUGCGGAUGAUCCAGUGAAAAGUGUCAGCUCAUAUGUAGUUUGAUCGUGUCAGCCUGAAGAUGUUAGGAAGUCCGUCAAACAACGGCGGCAUCAGAAUGCUGGUGCCCCCGGGUCCGAACGACGACAGGCGGGUAGAGUUUGUGGCUCUCACCGCUGUCCACACGGAGAGAAGCGAGCCGUCCACCCCGGAGCGCGGACACCCGUCUCACCGCACAGGUCUGCUGGGCACCCCGCUGCCCGGCCCGCCCGGACCCCGGGCCAACACGUCCGCUUCAAGCAAACGCUACAGAAAGUUGCAAAACUGCCUGUACAACGUGCUGGAAAGACCAAGAGGAUGCGCGUUCAUCUACCACGCAUUCAUUUUUCUGCUGGUGUUCAGCUGCUUAGUGUUGUCUGUGUUCUCCACCAUCCCCGACCACCAGAAGUUCGCCAACCAAGGCCUCUUCAUCCUGGAGUUUGUGAUGAUCGUGGUGUUUGGGUUGGAGUACUUCAUCAGGAUCUGGGCGGCUGGCUGUUGCUGCAGAUACCGUGGAUGGCAGGGACGGCUGAGAUUUGCCAGGAAGCCCUUCUGUGUCAUAGACUUCAUAGUAUUUGUGGCAUCAUUGGCAGUGAUAGCAGCAGGGACGCAGGGCAACAUCUUUGCCACGUCAGCCCUGCGUAGCAUGCGCUUCCUACAGAUCUUGCGUAUGGUUCGUAUGGACCGACGUGGAGGCACCUGGAAACUCCUGGGCUCAGUGGUUUACGCUCACAGCAAGGAGUUGAUUACGGCCUGGUACAUAGGUUUCUUGGUCUUGAUCUUUGCCUCCUUCCUCGUCUACCUGGCAGAGAAAGAUGUCAAUACAGACUUCAACACCUAUGCAGACUCCCUCUGGUGGGGCACUAUAACUCUAACCACUAUUGGCUAUGGGGAUAAGACCCCUCGUACCUGGCAGGGACGGCUCCUAGCUGCCGGCUUCGCUCUUCUGGGGGUCUCCUUCUUUGCCCUGCCCGCAGGUAUUCUGGGCUCAGGCUUUGCCUUGAAGGUUCAAGAGCAGCACCGGCAGAAGCACUUUGAGAAGAGGAGGAUGCCUGCUGCCAACCUGAUACAGGCUGCAUGGCGUCUCUACUCUACAGAUGCCAAACACUCGUAUCUAACAGCUACAUGGUACUUCUAUGACAGCAUGUUGCCUUCGUUCAGAGAACUGACGCUACUGUUCAGUCACCUCCAGCGACAGCGUAACACCAAGAAGGUUCUCCACAACUCCUACCACACGCUGCUGUCUGGGCUGCGGCCCUACAGUGCCCCCUACCUGUCGGGGGACAGUCAGCUCCUUUCUAAAAAACGGGGUCUCUUCCGGAUUCACGCUGGCCGCAAGCAGAGCAGUAAAAUGGGUUUCCGGGAUCGGAUCAGGAUGAACAAUUCCCGAUCAUCCCAAACCAUUCGGAACAAGGCGUCACCGCUACCCCCGGGCUCCAGUGUCCGCCAUUCUCCCAGCCAGGAGAACGUCCCAGAGGCCACCAGCCCAGGGAAGGUCCAGAAGAGCUGGAGCUUUAAUGACCGCACACGUUUUCGCACCUCCCUUCGCCUCAAACCACGUCCACCUGCUGAUGUGGAGGGGGUCGGGGAGGACAGCGUGGAAGACAAACCAUAUUGUGACGUGGCCAUGGAAGAGGUAAUCCCAGCAGUGAAGACACUCAUACGGGCUGUCAGGAUCUUAAAGUUCCUUGUGGCCAAGAGGAAGUUUAAGGAGACGCUGCGUCCGUACGAUGUGAAGGACGUCAUAGAGCAGUACUCUGCUGGACACCUGGAUAUGCUGGGCCGUAUCAAGAGCCUGCAGAUGCGGGUGGACCAGAUAAUUGGGCGAGGAGCCGUCCAGACUGAUAAGAAGGCACGCCCUGAAAAGGGAGAGAAGACACCGCCAGAACUGGACCCACUGGAUGAGCUAAGCAUGAUGGGUCGUGUAGUCAAGGUGGAGAAACAGGUACAGUCUAUAGAGAACAAGCUGGACCUUCUGCUCAACUUCUACUCCCAGUGCCUAAAGAAAGGCUCAUCCCACUUCACCCUGUCCUCCCUCUUGGACCCGGACCUGACAUCUGACUACCACAGCCCCACGGACCAAAGAGACCUCUUCCCCUCCGCCAACACGCUCAACAUCUCCCAGUCUGAGAGCGGCAACUUGGAAUGACAGUGAGCUGAGCAGUCUUGGAGCUGUUCGAACACAGACACAAACCCUUUACAGUACAUCUUCCUACGGCUGAGUCCUCACUUGGAGCUGCCCAAUCUUAAUGUCUCUCUCUUCACUUAAUUUCAUAUCUGUCUGGGAUGAUUUUUACCCCUCCAUCUCAAAUCUGUACCCUCGCCUCUUUUUUUUUCCUGAAGUGAAUGUGUUUCCAGAGCUGAUACAGACAGAGGCCACAAGAUGGCUCCACCUGACACGGAGCCUCAGCCAAAGCUGCUCACCGCACACGCCUCUCAACCCACUAGAUGAAGAUGGAGAUGAAGAGAGGACACAAGAACAACUAUGACUUGAAUACUGAAACACUUUCACCCACUCUCCUCAUGCUAUAUAUCUAUGCCUAUUUUAAAGCUCCAACUGUAGAUAAUCAAAGACUUUAAGCUUUGCAUUUUUCUAAAUCUUUGGAGAAAUCUUGUCUUUUUUCCUCAUCAUUUCUUUUCUUUUUUUUUUAUGGCUGCUUGAAUCAACUGAUGGUACACCUUCCCACCCAAACAAGGGAGUUCUUAAUUUGCGAAUCCUGCUUUAAUUGCCCAAACGUGUCACAUGAAAACAGAGCUGGAACAAUGUGUUGGAGUGGCUGAUGUGUACUGUACAUUGUUAUUUGUUUUCAUCUCCAUUCCCUCGUCUCCACAACAAGCCCACUUGCAAAAAAAACAAAACCCAAGAUAUUAUGCUCUGUUUGCCUGGCAUUCAAGUGUGGAGUGUUCCUACGUAUUUAGUAUCUAAUAGAGCCAGCGUGUCCUUUCACAGGUCCAAAAUCCCUUCUUUGCAAAGGCUACUGUAGCUUUUUGAGUAUUUCAGUAACCUAACUUUGUGUUUUUAACAUGCCCUUUAAACUUCUCUGUCUUGCAGCCCACCUGUCCAGACAUGCAUGUUCCUUAGACCAGUCCUGUAGAUAAAACCUCACUGAUCCUCAGUCAGAAUUUAGACAUUUAUGUCACAUUUUCUGCACUGCUCCUCAUCCACUCACAGGUCAGGUUUACCAAGUCAGCAGGUUCCGGCAGUCAAUAAUACUUCACAAUCUUUCUUACAGGAGGAUAGUUCUAUCUCUUACAGUCAUCAAAUGCUAUGUGCUCUUGCAGUCAGCAGCUGUGGAGACGAUGUAGAGACUUUUUGGCCAGUUUUAAACAAUCUGUAAGGCGUCCAGGUCUAACGCAUGAAUUCCAGGCCAUUAUCCUCAUGAAUGCACGUGUCUUAGGAAAUGGUUCCAGCCUUACAGCUUCACUACAAACAGACAGUGCUCAGGGUUGGGUUCCAGUCACCACCCAUAGGUGUUAGUGACACUUUACUCUCUGCUGUCUUUUCUGGUUCUUUCUUGGAGAUGUUUGAUGUACAGUAAAUGCUCUGUGCUUGGGGACAAAACUGGAGAGUGCGCAAAUGCACACACAUGCAACACACACACAUAUACACAAUGAAAGCAAUUCCUUUACUUAAAUUCUUUGGCACUUGAUAAAUAUAACACGUUUUUUUCUUGUACAAUUUUAUCUUUUUGUUUUGAUUUCUUUACUGUACUUAUGUUCAUGCACUUGAUUUUGUGUAACCUAUAAUGGCAACUUUCUAUGUUUAAAAAAAAUGAUUUUGGUUAUUAAAGUGAAUGUAGGAUUUAAGUUAAUAUAUUUAAUUCAGUUAGAUAUGAUCUUUAAAUAAAUGUAGCAUUUCUGUCAAGUUGAAUCAUGGAUGACACAACUGUAACUACACACAGCUGAUCAGGUUCACACUCACAACUUGCAGAGCUCACAUGUAUAUUUUUUUAAUGUCAUCAGAUAAUUGCUGCCAGCUCCAACUAAAAAAACAUUCACCAUACUGUAUUUGGCCAGUGAAAACAGUUCUUCUGUCCCUGCAAGUGAUUCAUAUAUUUGGUUCAGUCAAGCCAGUUGACUCAGGUGCUCCACUUUUCCAUUCAAGCCAAGCACAGACUUCAAAUAGUGAAUGUACUUCAUUGCUCUGUCUAUUUUGAUCUAUUUAUGAUCUGAUGCUCUUGCUGCCGUGAGCAAUAAAAUGGCACUACAGAGCUUGCUUUUGGCAUCAUACAAUUUUUGCAUUCAUUUCAUAGAGAAAAGCCAGGUAGCUUUAUUCUUUGGCCUAAAUCAUAGCAGAGAUGCCUAUUUAUUAGAGGCAUUAUUAGACUAAACAGUGCUGUGUCACUUCAUUGUCACCUGAAAUGUUGAGCUUCAUGAAAAUGUAUUAUGUGAGACCACUGUAUUGCAUGUUGUUGUUAGUGGUGGCCCCAGUGUUAGAAGAAAAAAAAAAACUUAAGGAUGUCUCCUGUAAAGUCUUGAGACAAGACAUGAAAGGAAAUGACCUGUGCCUUCUAUGUCCUCGUUCUGUAACUGAUAUGGUGCGGCCUUCUGUCUCAAACUUAAAUAUUAAUGUUGCUCUGAAGAGAACAGUGUUUCAUAGGGGUCUCACAUGAGGAUAGCCAUGUUUUCUUUUUCUUUUUUUUGCCAAACCUUGAUCUAACUAAAGCAACACCAUCAAAAUUGUUGUGAACAUGUAAUUUUAGGGUGCUGCAAACCUUUGAUAUUUUCUAAGAAUAUUACUGUAUGUUUAAUAUAUUCACUGUAACUCUACCAGGACCUCUUCGCAUCGACACCCUUACUGUAUUUUAGCACCAGUCAGAUCUGGAGGCAUGGACAUUUGUACUGUCACAGAAACUCUGCAGGCAUGUGUCCUUUCAUAAGCAUGUCACAUAGAGGAAUAUGGCUUCCACACAACUACCUCUGAGGCCACUAGGGGGCGCUAGUCUAGAAAAUCAAGUAUGAGAAACUGUAACUGAUUGUGUAACUGACUGAAUGCUAUGCAUGACUCAAUCUGCACGUUCCCUUUUCUCUUUUUCACUCUGUUCUUCUUCAUAAUGCACUACCAUCCAUCCAUUCACUGACUUGCUGCCAUUUUACAUUCCAGCUCGUUGCCCUUUAACUGCUCUCUUAGGUAUUGGAACUGUUGUUAAAAUGAAACACAAACUGAUCAAAGCAAUAAGCAAAAUGCUAAGCCAACAAAGUCUUCCAAUUCCAAUUGAUGUAGCUACUGGUUGAUGAAACAUGGCGCUUAUUUUAUUUUCUAAUCUAAUGCACACCUCUAUUUGAUUUUUAAAGUGAUACGAAAUGUGUAUCUGCUGAAAAUAAAAUUAGCUCACUUGACUAACUUAUUAAUUUAUUUGUUUCAAUAAAGCUCUUUGGACUGUA